This is a messenger RNA of Penicilliopsis zonata CBS 506.65, 1615 nucleotides long. RefSeq lists its product as hypothetical. Bases 226 to 1488 code for a protein of 420 amino acids. The record is from RefSeq and is a predicted model, not a curated record. NCBI's taxonomy places the organism in Eukaryota, Fungi, Ascomycota, Eurotiomycetes, Eurotiales, Aspergillaceae. Gene Ontology annotation, cellular component: RNA N6-methyladenosine methyltransferase complex; nucleus. The transcript has a single exon. Gene Ontology annotation, molecular function: methyltransferase activity; nucleic acid binding.
CUGUCCUGGUAGAUUGGAAGAUUUCCGUAGAAUAAUCACGUGAUACUCUGAGUCCUUUAGGCCAGAACGUCCGUCGUCGACUGGUUUCUCUCACUCUCAGAUUGGGGAAACGCAAGGACAGAAUGGUGGAAAGCAGUGACAUACAAAGGUGAACUCAACGUCAAGAGUGAAGCGAGGGAUUGGUUUUGCGUGGAAUCUUUAUUUUCCCGAAACCCUACACUGGACAUGAGUUAUCAAACCGGAGGCGAAACAGCCAUUCUCUUUCAAAACGAGGAUCGGACAGUCUUCCUGCUUGAUAUCCCCCUUUCGAUUGGUUUAGCUCAAGGCAUCUCUGCAGAGAGACAGCUCGUCUCAUGUCCGCCACUGCAGUCGCCUUAUCCAUCCACAGAGCCCAAGAAAGAAGCUGCCCGUCUCCGGGUUCUGGAGCGGAUCCCCCAAAGCGAGCGGGCGUACCAUCUGGACGUGAUUGCUCCUCUGGUCCGAGGUGGACUGGAGACCAUUCGAAACGGGUACGGAGUUGGGUCUCGAGACUGGUGCAGAGGCCGGUACGUUCGAGACGACAAUGCUGCGACAACGGGUCAAGAUCAGCACUGCAUACUGAAGAAGGGGAAGAAGAAACGAGAGUGCCCGCACGACGAUGCAGAGGAAGAGGGGCACCACGAAGCGUCUGCUACAGCUACAACUGGACCCCCGGUGAUCCUCUCGUCGACGUGUGUGAAUCGAUUCGAAUCAUUACGAGAAUUAGAAAACGUCCUGGUGCAAAAUCCUGCCUGGGAGCCGGCAGUUCUCGAACUGCAAGGAUCGCAGGAAACAACCAUCCAUGUGCCGCCAGGGUCAAGCUUCAUGCUUUGCACGCUUCCCCUUUCACCAUCACCUCGGCCGGACCCUGACCCUAUCCUGCAUCUAUCUCCCGGCCGCAAGUUCGAUCUUCUCCUCCUAGACCCGCCGUGGGCAAACCGUUCGGUCCGACGCAGUGGCCAUUACGAAACGCAGUCCUACACCGAUUUCGACUGUCUGGCGCGAUACAUGAGCGAGAUUCUUCAAAUGCAUCUACGAUCAGCUCCAGAGUCCCUGGCGGCCAUCUGGGUGACGAACAGCGAGAAAUCGCGCCGCGCCGCCUACGACGCGAUGGAACGGGCAGGCCUCUCCAUCUGCGAGGAAUGGAUAUGGGUCAAGACCACCGUACGCGGGGGGCCGAUCUCUGCGAUCGACGGGCUAUGGCGCAAACCAUAUGAGAUUCUCGUCAUCGGGCGGAAAAUAACUUCCGGGAUUGGUAUCUCCUUUCCAGCAGUCUCGCGCAGAAUCAUCGCUGCUGUCCCCGAUGUACAUUCGCGCAAGCCGAAUUUAAAACAGCUGUUUGAAACCCUGCUUCUGCCUUCCCACCAGUACUCGGCAAUGGAGGUGUUUGCCAGGAACCUCACGGUAGGAUGGCUGGCGUGUGGGAAUGAAGCGGUCAAGUUCAAUUGCAGCGAGUGGUGGAGAGGGUGAUCGGGCACGUACAGAGCACAGAAUCACUAGGCACGUAGUCGAAUUGAAAACAAUCCUGGUUCAAUGAUUUCUAAUGAGCGAUCUGGGCUGUACGUAAUCUGGUAGAUCGAUAAUCAAUCCUCGCAGU